Chlamydomonas reinhardtii is the source of this 1762-nucleotide messenger RNA. RefSeq lists its product as uncharacterized. Bases 253 to 1356 code for a protein of 367 amino acids. Lineage: Eukaryota; Viridiplantae; Chlorophyta; Chlorophyceae; Chlamydomonadales; Chlamydomonadaceae. The transcript has a single exon. Gene Ontology annotation, cellular component: Set1C/COMPASS complex. The record is from RefSeq and is a predicted model, not a curated record. Gene Ontology annotation, molecular function: transcription cis-regulatory region binding; protein binding.
GCCGAAGGUUACUGCUAAACUGUCUAGUCCUACACUCUUUCACAUUUUGCCAGCCUACCGCCACCAUGUUUGCUCCUCGCCGCCCCGACAAGAAGAAGGCCAAGCAGGAGCUGCAGAGGAGCAUUGUGCUGUUUGGCACGCUCUGCGUCUCUGUGCGGGCCAUUCCUUACAUUCUGCACCUCUACCAGAUGGCUUCCUCGUAAGCAGCGGCUAGCCUCGUAGAGCUCCCGCGCAAUCGCCCGGGAUCCCAGCAUGGACGCGAAGGCUCAAGGAGCACAGGGCCAGGGGGGUCGCUCCAAGAAGCAGGGUCAGGUUGAUGCCAAGGGCGGGCGUCGCCGCCACGGCCUGGGCAGGCCGAUUGCCCAGGUGGAGGAGGUGGAGGUGAAGGACAAAAUCAACCUGGUGCGCCUGCGCUACGAGGGCGCGGUCAAGGACGGGCUCGACGACCCUACCAAGGUUCUGCUGUCGAAGGUGCACAAGGCCGCGCAGCUGCAGCUGGGCGAGGACCGGCUGUCGGUGACGGGGCACAAGGGCUUCCGCACCGCGCGCGCCAGCCACGGCGCGCACGAGGGCGCGCUCUACUGCGAGGUGCGCAUCACGCGGCUCGGCCGCACCGGCCACGCGCGCGUGGGUUGGUGCACGCGGCGCGCGGAGCUGCAGGCGCCGGUGGGCUACGACACCUUCGGCUUCGCCUUCCGCGACGUGGACGGCAGCAAGGUCAGCAACGGCCUGCGCGAGCCCUACAUGCCGGGUGGGGCGGGCUUCCGCGAGGGCGACGUGGUGGGCAUGUAUAUCCACCUGCCGCCCGGCGGCCGCACGCUGGAGCCGCAGCAGAACGAGUACGCCAAGUACAAGGGGCGCUGGAUGCGCAUCGAGGACCCCGAGCCCGACCCGCUGCCGCUGCCCGGCUCCGUCAUCGCCUUCGCCGUCAACGGCGUCAACGCGGGCGUGGCCUUCCGCGACUUCAACGAGGGCACGUACUACCCCGCCGCCUCGCUUUACACCAUGCCGGAGCAGACCGACGGCGCCACCGUGACGCUCAACUUCGGGCCGCACUUCGCCUACCCGCCGCUGCAGCCGGAGGGCUGCCCGCCGCCCACGCCCGUGUGCGAGCUGGCGGCGGCGGCGUCGGGAGCCGCGGCCGCGGCUGCAGCUACUGGGGUGGCGGGUGUCGCCGGCGGCGCUGGCGCGGGGAUGGAGGGUGAUGGCGGGGAGGGUGCGCUGCAGCAACGGGACGUGCUGAUGGCGCAGGAACUGCCCGGCGAUGUGGCGGCGGCUAUGGCCGGGGCGGCGGCGGCGGCGGCGGCAGUAGCAGAAACUGGCACGGCGAUGGCGGACAUGGCGGCUGCGCUUUAGACAGCAGCAGUGCGCUUAUAAUGCGUGUGUGCGCUGAUGGCAUGCGCACGCUGUGUUGCUGCUGGUUAAUGGGCUGUCAUGGAUGCGACUGGCACAUUUCAGACUGUAGGGCGUGGUUGCAGAGCCAUGACACGCUAACGGAUGUGGAUCUUAGCCUGCCGAAUACGCUUGGGUGGGAGAAGUUGCAGACGGCGUGGCUGGAACGGGUUGCUGUUUGCAUUGCGCGCCCCUGCACAAGCAUUAAAGCACUGGGAUGUCACUGCUGGCAUUUACUGCCGCAUGCACUGGGAAGGUUCCCCGAGGACAGCUGUAAUGCUUUGCAAUCCAAUGAGUUCAUGAGCAGUGGGCUUUAAUUGUAGACGUAUGGGGUGCCUCUGGGUGGACGGCAGCGGAAGUGCAGCGGGCU